This is a messenger RNA of Hymenoscyphus albidus, 464 nucleotides long. Lineage: Eukaryota; Fungi; Ascomycota; Leotiomycetes; Helotiales; Helotiaceae. The record is from the annotation of a GenBank genome assembly.
AUGCAAUUCCCAACCAUCACUAUCUCAGCUCUCACAGUCCUCCUCUCCCUCGCCGCCCUCUCCGAAGCAGGAGCAAGCUGCAAAGGAGUCUACAGACCCUUCCGCAACUCCUUCGUCGUCGAAGCAGACGAGGUACCCAGUAUUUCCGACAUCUGCAAUGGAUUCUAUGAUAACCGUCUGCACCCCUCUCACCCAAACCACCCUCACAACCCCCACACUAACUCCACAACACAGUAAAACCAGGCUGCGCCCUUACCGGCGGAAAAUGCGGCGGCACCAACCACAAACUGCACUGGGACUUCAACAUCCCGACCACCUGCGGCGACCGCCAAGUCCAGGACGCGUGGUGGGCUGCGACGCGAAAUAAGUACGGCAGUAUUGUUUGUAAGAUCGAGAAGAGUAAUGAUAUUUUCGGGCGUCAGCAUCCUAAGGAUGUCCUCGCUGAAGCUGUUUCUGUGGAGUAG